UCAUAUAUCAUGCUUUUGCCUUCUAAUGACUGGUAUAGGUUAAAACAAGGGUCAUUCAUGUCAUGUUUUUUUUUUUACAAAGACAAAGUACAAAAGUGUCAGCUCAGACUGGAAAAACAUGUUUUUGUUGCUUUGUCUGGUGUGACAGGUGGAUUGCACCAAAAUUUUGGCGCAGACCCCAGCAUAUUUGUGUGUGCCAAAAUUAAGGCACAUGGGUUGAUGAAGAAAUUUAGGCACAAAUGGACAAACUAGAAAUUUUGUUGUAAAACGAUGUUUCUGAAUCUGGGCACUGACUGCUUCUCAAAGUGGUGCAUCCAUACACUUCUCAAGGGGUAUGGAUUGUGGGUGGGCAAUGGCUAUCAGAUCAUUUACUUUUUCCCCAUUCCAAAUUUGUGUUCAGAUUCAGAUUGAGUGUUGUGAUUUUCAGGCAAUAUUUGAUGUGUGCUUGUGUAAAAUUCUAGCUUGAACUAUUUGGUGUGGGCUGAUGCACAUUUUCCAGUUUGCGCCAAAUCCCCAAUGUGCCUUUUGUCCAUUAUAUUUCAGAGAGAAAUACCCAAGAUGGCAGGCUGUUUUGACUCGAUGCGAUUGGACUGCGAGUGUCUGGAGCUGGGCGAGCGAAGGAACGCCGUGGCUGCGGCCGUCAGUGGCGUCCUGUUCUUCACCGGCUGGUGGAUCAUGAUCGACUGUGCUGCCAUCUAUCCGAGCAUGGAGGAGAUGCACCACGCCUAUCACGUCUGUGGAGUGAUCGGGACUAUAUCGUUCUUCAUGAUAAACGCCGUUUCCAACGGGCACAUCCGCGGCGACAUGUACUCGACGGGCUGCCUGGGCCAGCGCGGCGCGCGGGUCUGGCUCUUCAUCGGGUUCCUGCUGGGAUUUGCUGCCAUCAUCGCCGCCAUGUGGAUCCUGUUCGCUGCCUACGUUGUCCCCGGAGGCAGCCGGUCCCAGUGGCCGGGCAUUGCCGUCGUGCUGCAGAACCUGUUCAUCUUCGCCGGCUCGCUGGUCUACAAGUUCGGCCGCUCGGAGGACCUCUGGGGCUGAGCGACGCUGGACGGCAGUGCUGCGGUCCGUGCCGGUCACCCGACGGUCUAGACAGGCUCACGGGGAUCGCCGGGGUGUCCUCGAUCGCCGGGCUUUCCGCGUCGCGUGGUGGACUCUUCGAGGACACUGGCGGCUAACCUAAGAUCUCGCGUCUGUCGGGGUCCUCUUUCUCGAGCGCUUUGUUUCACGCCGGUUUUGUGUCAGAACUGUGUUCUCAAUCCGGGGGUCGUCUCCCGAGCGCUGUUGAGCGGAGCUACCCGGCUCAUCUGCGGGUGCUCACUUGGAGAUGAUGGCAACUCCGACUCGUUCGACCGGCCUGGUCACAUCUCUGGUGCUCACCGGUCGUCUACCGCUGGACAUGACUGCCCCAGUGCUCCAGCUACGGCGUGUGUUGUGCGCUAUCUUUACCGAGAGUCGAUCUGGCUGAUCCCUCCGCAGUGGGAGCGCCCCGACGACGCACGGACUCGCCGGGUGGACAUCGGUUUCGUACCGUGAGAGAUCGGGACUAUUGAGAGUGAAGUGCGGAGUGUUCACCGUGGGAGCCGGGAGGUGUCUGAUGGUGCCUCACGUUGGAUAUGUCUUUGGUUGUAUACUACCAAAGGGUAUGUCUGCUCUGUUGGGGGUCUCUUAACUAGGCUAGUCCCCUUGAGGCUGAUAAUGAUACUAGGCAUUGUAUUAAUCGUGAAUGGGAUAUAAUGUAACGGAGAUUGGCAUUGUUCGAAUUGUGAGGGAGCUUGGAUUAUUCGAGCAAUAUUCGACGGUGUGAAGGGUCUAUUGCUUUCGUGUAAGAGCGUCAGAGUGAAUAUGAAGCAGCAUUCCCUUUUCGGCGUUCUUCAUUCAGACCUUCAGUAACUUCGUAACCAUUUGUCAUAUAUGCUCCUCACUGUCUUUGGUUUGUGCAUCGGUGCAGAUUUAAUUUUAUGUAUAAGUAGCUAUAGCAUCAUAAGCACUAAGUAUGACCACGAACCUGUUAAUCGACAACAUAUUUAAAGUUUUCGUUUGCUGAACACCUUCGGCGAAAUAUCGUGUGAAAUAAAGCAACAUGGAGACAGCCAUU
Molecule: messenger RNA, 2095 nt
Organism: Amphibalanus amphitrite
Lineage: Eukaryota; Metazoa; Arthropoda; Thecostraca; Balanomorpha; Balanidae
Product: transmembrane protein 50A-like
Exons: 4
Coding region: 517-1038 (173 amino acids)
Biological process (GO): late endosome to vacuole transport via multivesicular body sorting pathway; protein targeting to vacuole
Source: RefSeq, a predicted model, not a curated record